AUGCUCUUCGUGAGACUCCUUCAAUGGGUCCUUACCACAAACGGCCCGGUAUUGGCGUCCAUCAGCCCCGACUCCGCCAACCUCGAUUAUCGAUGUGCACUCCCAAGUGAUGUUAUCCCCAGACCUGAACGGUUAACUGAUGACUCCGCUGAUUUCGUUGCAGUAGAUCCUCUGGACAAGCAGGGCGAGAUCGUGGUCGCUAAUGUCGAGUAUGCUACUAUAGCCAAAUCUGGUUACGGAAACCCUCCGAAACAGAUGCCGAUGCCUUCUACACCUGAUCCCUUCGUUGUGAAAACUUUUGACGACCUUUUCGGCCACAAGACUGAAUGA
Molecule: messenger RNA, 330 nt
Organism: Perkinsus marinus ATCC 50983
Lineage: Eukaryota; Perkinsozoa; Perkinsida; Perkinsidae
Exons: 3
Coding region: 1-330 (109 amino acids)
Source: RefSeq, a predicted model, not a curated record